This is a messenger RNA of Coffea arabica (coffee), 1655 nucleotides long. NCBI's taxonomy places the organism in Eukaryota, Viridiplantae, Streptophyta, Magnoliopsida, Gentianales, Rubiaceae. The record is from RefSeq and is a predicted model, not a curated record.
AAUUUUUGAUGUGUAAGAUGGGAAAUUCUGGACGGAGUUUGAUUGUCAGAAGGCCAAACGAAACCAUGAUAAUUCUAGUUGCUGUAUUUGUUGGAUCGGUUUUUGGGUUCUUAAUUGGAGUCUCACUCCCAAAACUUUCAUUUACCAAGCUAAAUAUCACAUCCAGCCUUAUUUGCGAAUUUUCAGAUGUUGGGAGCAAAAUGAGAAGUAAUUCUAGCCAAAUCUGUGGAGAUGCUUUGUCUCCCCUCAUUGAGAGUGAAAACAAUUCACAUAGAAGUCAAAACAUGAGUGAUCUACAAAAGAUGUGGGUCCCCUCAAAUCCAAAAGGUGCAGAAACAUUACCUCCAGGCAUUCUCGCCAUUGAGUCAGACUUCUUUCCUCGUAGGUUAUCCGGCAAACCUAGUGAAGACCUAACCCACAUACCGAAAUAUCUGGUGACCUUCACUGUCGGCUAUGAUCAGAAGAAUAAUAUUGAUGCAGCUGUGAAAAAGUUUUCAGAUAACUUUACUGUACUUCUGUUCCAUUAUGAUGGCAAAACAAGUGAAUGGGAUGAGUUUGAGUGGUCUAAGCGGGCUAUUCAUGUCAGUGUUCCUAAACAGACAAAAUGGUGGUAUGCCAAAAGAUUUUUGCACCCCAGUAUUGUUGCACCCUAUGAAUACAUAUUUAUAUGGGAUGAGGACCUUGGAGUUGAACAUUUCAAUGCCGAAGAAUAUAUAAAACUUGUUAAGAAGCAUGGAUUGGAAAUUUCCCAGCCCGCUUUGGAUCCUACCGGAGUUUUAACUUGGCAGCUGACCAAGAGAAGAGAGGAUCGCGAAGUGCACAAAGAAACAACAGAGAGACCGGGAUGGUGCUCUGAUCCCCAUCUCCCUCCGUGUGCAGCAUUUGUGGAAAUCAUGGCUCCCGUCUUUACUCGAGACGCAUGGCGCUGCGUGUGGCAUAUGAUUCAGAAUGACCUGGUCCAUGGUUGGGGCAUUGAUUUUGGGGUCCAAAAAUGUCGAGUACAUUGUUACGCUUUUUUGCAGCCUGCUCAUGAGAAAAUUGGAAUUGUUGAUGCUCAGUGGAUUGUUCACCAAUCCGUUCCUUCACUAGGGAACCAGGGUGAGUCUGAGAAUGGCCAAGCUGCUUGGAGAGGGGUACGAGAGAGGUGUCAAAGAGAAUGGUCCAUGUUCUCGAGAAGGAUGGAGAAUGCGGAGAAAGCAUACUACAAGGACAAAGGAAUUGAUCCUUCCAAUGUCACAAAGUCGUGCCGAGGCUGCAGGGGUCGGCACUAAAGCAACAAGUCAAACAACUCUAUUCAUUAAUACUCAACUUCUUCUUGUAUUGCUAUGCCUUAUUCGCCAGCUGUUAUUGAUGCUACUAUACCAUUCGCUGGGUACUGAAAUCAAGAACUUUCUGCAAUUAAUUUUAAGGUCCUGGCACUGAAAGUGCCAUAUGUAAGCAUAUUAUUAGAAGAGAAAAAGGGUCCAGGAUACGUGGUGGUCUCCUCUGACUUCCACUUCCUGAGUUCCUGAUUCCAACUGCAAGCAAAAGAGCACCGAGUCUCGAUCGGUACAUAGAUAUAACUUGUCCGAAGGUGGGAUUCUUGAAUGCCAUCGACUACUACUUAAUUAAUGUUGUACGGUGCUGAGCAAAUUGCUUGCUUUCUUUGCCUUCAA